Molecule: messenger RNA, 4292 nt
Organism: Engraulis encrasicolus (European anchovy)
Lineage: Eukaryota; Metazoa; Chordata; Actinopteri; Clupeiformes; Engraulidae
Product: cadherin-2-like
Exons: 16
Coding region: 148-2883 (911 amino acids)
Biological process (GO): adherens junction organization; multicellular organism development; homophilic cell-cell adhesion
Cellular component (GO): cytoplasm; adherens junction; neuron projection
Molecular function (GO): cadherin binding; calcium ion binding
Source: RefSeq, a predicted model, not a curated record
CAGAACGGAGCGGAGUGUGGAUAGGAGAGGCUGCUUCAUGGUGCUGCCGCUGCCGCCUUUGUUGUAGAAAUAACGAUUUCACUAUAUCCAUUCCAACGCGAAAAAGGGAUACUUGACCACAGGGGAUACAUUUAGAAAAGCAUAUCAAUGUUUCUAAACGAGGGCCGGAGUCUGCUUCUGCUAACGCUUCUGGCAGCUUUGCAGAUCGGCACGGAGGGCAGGGGUCCCCCACUGUGUCGGCCAGGCUUUUCAGAGAAUGUGUACAAUGCAAUGGUACCGGAGACUGUGCAAGAGGGACAGGCUCUAUUCAAUGUGAAGUUCCUGGACUGCAGCAGAGGUGGGCGCGUGCGGUUGGAGAGCAGCAAGCCGGACGCCCUCCGGGUGGAGACGGAUGGAGUGGUGUACGCCCUCCGCAGCCUCGGCAUCUCCUCCAUCGCCUCCUCCUCACCGGUGGUGAUCCGGGCACGGGACGAGUCCACCGGAGAGCAGUGGCAGACCCAAGUCAGGCUGCUCCCUGAGGCAGGCCAAAAGGUGCCUGGCGCGGAGCCCGUGGCGGUGGCGGUGGCUCCGAGGCUGCCGGAAAUCGUGUUCCCGUCGCGGCACACCGACGAUGGCAGCCAGCUGAAACGCGUGAAGAGAGACUGGGUGAUCCCGCCCAUCAACGUGCCCGAGAACUCCAGAGGACCCUUCCCUCAGGAACUUGUCACGAUCCGGUCGGACCACGAUAAGAACCGCUCCCUGCGCUACAGUGUGACUGGGCCGGGAGCAGACCAGCCCCCCACCGGCAUCUUCUUCAUCGACCCCGUCUCCGGCUCGCUGUCCGUCAACAGGCCCCUGGACAGAGAGCACAUCUCCAACUUUCAUUUACGAGCCCACGCUGUGGACCUCAAUGGCAACCAGGUGGAGAACCCCAUCGACAUUGUGAUUAAUGUCAUCGACAUGAACGACAACCGGCCAGAGUUUGUCCACCAGAUCUGGAAUGGAACGGUACCGGAGGGCUCCAAGCCAGGGACGUCGGUGAUGACUGUGACCGCCAUCGACAAGGACGACCCCAAAACCCAGAAUGGCAUGCUGAGGUACAAGAUCCUGUCGCAGAACCCAGAGAGCCCCAAUCCCAGCAUGUUCACCAUCAACAACAAGACCGGGAACAUUAUCACCAUGGCAGCAGGCCUCGACAGAGAGAAAGUGCCGCAGUACACGCUGAUCAUCCAGGCCACGGACAUGGAGGGAACGCAGCUGUACGGCCUGUCCAACACGGCCACCGCCGUCAUCAGGGUCACCGACAUCAACGACAACCCGCCCGAGUUCACGUCCGAGAUUUUCAACGGCGAGGUGAAGGAGAACGUGGUGAAUGUCAUCGUGGCCAACCUCACGGUGACAGACAAAGACCAGCCCAACACACCGGCCUGGACCGCCGUGUACAAAAUCACCGGGGGCGACCCCACUGGCAGGUUCUCCGUGCCAACUGAUCCCACCACUAAUGAGGGCCUGGUUACCGUCGUCAAGCCCAUUGACUACGAGAACACUCGGAAUUUUGUGCUGACGGUGGUAGCGGUGAACGAGGUUCCCCUGGACCAGAACAUCCACCGCUCCAGACAGUCCACAGCCACAGUCUCCAUCAAGGUGCUGGACGUCAACGAGGCCCCCUACUUCGAGUCCAACCCCAAGACCAUGAGGCUAGACGAGGGCCGACCGGCCGACUUCAUGCUCCUCGUCUACACCGCCAUAGACCCUGAUCGCUACAUGCAGCAGACCAUCAGAUACUCCAAGCUCUCUGACCCGGCCAACUGGCUCCGCAUCGACCCCAACAGCGGCCGCAUCACCACCAUCGCCGUGCUGGACAGGGAAUCGCCCUAUGUGAGCAAUAAUAUGUACAACGCCACGUUCCUGGCCACGGAUAAUGGUGAACCUCAAGCCACGGGCACGGGCACCCUGCAGCUCUACCUAAUGGACAUCAACGACAACGCCCCCACGGUGUUCCCCUCGGAGGCAGAGGUCUGCGAGAAGCCCGAGCCCAACUUCAUCAACAUCACCGCCAUUGACGGGGACAUUAACGCCAACGCCGGGCCCUUCACCUUCGAGCUGCCCCAUCGGCCCACGGACGUCCGGAGGAACUGGACCAUCACGCGGGUCGAUGUUGAGGCUGCUCAGGUGAGCCUUCGCCUCAGCUUCCUGGAGAGCGGCCUCUACGACAUCCCCAUCAUCAUCACGGACGCUGGCAACCCACCCAUGACCAACACCUCCGUCUUGCGCGUCAAGGUGUGUCAGUGCGACCACAACGGCGACUGCUCGGACCAGGAGCGCAUCAUCGCAGCGGGCCUGGGAACGGGCGCCAUCAUCUCCAUACUGCUAUGCAUCAUCAUUCUGCUAUUUUUGGUACUGCUCUUCGUGGUGUGGAUGAAGCGGCGCGAUAAGGAGCGGCAGGCCAAGCAGCUCCUUAUUGACCCAGAAGACGACGUCAGGGACAACAUCCUGAAAUACGACGAGGAGGGUGGCGGAGAGGAGGACCAGGAUUACGACCUGAGCCAGCUGCAGCAGCCCGACACCCUGGAGCCGGACGCCAUCAAGCCGGUGGGGAUCCGGCGCAUGGACGAGAGGCCCAUCCACCCGGAGCCCCAGUACCCCAUCAGAUCGGCCGCCCCGCACCCCGGCGACAUCGGCGACUUCAUCAAUGAGGGACUGAAGGCCGCCGAUAACGACCCAACAGCCCCACCGUACGACUCCCUGUUGGUGUUCGACUACGAGGGCAGCGGCUCCACGGCAGGCUCCCUCAGCUCCAUCAACUCCUCCAGCAGCGGAGGGGACCAAGAUUACGAUUACCUCAACGACUGGGGCCCACGCUUCAGGAAACUCGCAGAUAUGUACGGCGGGAGUGACGACUAAGAAAUUUCUCUCUCUCUCUUUCUCUCUCGAUCUAUCUCUAUCUCUCUCUUGCUCUCUCUCUUGCUCGCUCUCGGAUGUGGAAGAUGAAACGAGCAGUGAAAAAAUUGGGGAAAGAAAAGUUUUAUUCUUUUUUUGUUCUUUCUUUCUCCAGUCAAUAAAUGAGGACAGCUUCUGAUAACUGAUUUCCUCCCCCACACACAAAGACUGAAUGACAAUGGAAAAGAUUUUAAAUAGUUUAAAAAAAACAUACGUAAAUCAACGAAACACAAAUCACGAAAAAAGAGACAACCCUAGGCUUAUUGUUGUAGUCUACGCAUACAUAUGCUUGUUGAACGCUUAGGUGUGUGAAAGGGUCAUGUUUUUGGAGAAGGGGAACAAAACAUUGACAAAGUGUCACUGUUUGAAUUGUGGGGUAUCGAAAGCGCUCAGUCAAACUUGAAUUUCACAGGACAGAAGCACUGGGAUUUAAUGUGCCUUUUUGUACAUUUUUUGGAUCUGAAUGAUUAGUUUUAUGUUCAAGGCUUUAAUGGUAAUGACUUUUGGAGUGAUUUCAAAACAGAAAGUAUGUUACAGUGGUAUGCAUCUACAUGCUUUUUUUGGUUACUCAAUACUGCUGUUUGUUGAAAAUAUGAAUAUUUAAGUGAAUUGCAAAAUAACGACAUGAAGGAGUCCUUAUUAACAAUAAUGGGCAGAAAAAAUCAGAACAGCACUGUACAGUACGCUAGAGUUUUAGAUUUUUUCACUAAAAUUAAACACAUGCAGCUGGUUGCAAAUAAAGGGAGUCAUGAAACAUACUUUGUAGCAAAAUAAGUUUUUUUUCUUUCUGAAGUGGUGUAGUAUUUUACAACAACAACAAAAUGUUUAUUUUGUUCUAAUUUCAUGUAUACUUCAUUUGCCUUAGUCCUCAUCUGGUACUUUCAAUUUUUACUUCACUGUAAAGAUACUGUGUGUACAUAAUGUUUUUUUUUCUUUCCUUUUGAUGUAGUCUUUGAUGAAAAGCAAAAAGUUCAGAACUUGUAAAUGUAUAAUUUGGACUACAAAUUCAAGUUUUGCAUGUUUUUAUCUUUUCACAACAGCAAAAAAGUUAUUUCCAAAAUUUAUUUACAAAAAAAUACAAAAAAAACAUUACUGGGUGGCAUAUAAUGUGUAGAAGGUAUGACAGUCUUUUUGUAAAAAAUCUAAAAAAGAAAAACAAUAAAAAACAGAAAAAGUAACAAUCUUGUCAGCACAACUGUUUGAAUUUGUACCAAAAAGGGGGGUGGGAGGUGUUAGAUACCAUCGGCACUAAUGACUGAAUCAGCUUUAAGACAGGGAAAGGUUUUUGACAGAGCUUUGUGGAUAAUCUUCUGUACUGGAAUACAAAUGAUUCAUCUCUGACCCCAGCCAUCUGAAUAAAAUGCUAAUGCUAA